AUGGAGGCAAUUGCGCAGUCGUUCACCGACUACUACUACACGACGUUCGAUACCAAUCGCUCCGGAUUGGGCCCCCUCUACCGCCCCACUUCGAUGCUCACAUUCGAGGGCGCCCAAACCCAAGGCCAGGACGCCAUCGUCGAGAAGCUCUCCUCCCUUCCCUUCCAGACGGUCAAGCACCAGGUGUCCACGAGGGACUGUCAGCCCACGGGCGAUGGUAACUCCCUCGUUGUCGCCGUGACGGGACAGCUGCUGGUCGAUGAUCAGCAGCAGCCAUUGAAUUUCAGUCAGACGUUUAUCCUCAACCCGGACGGAGCUGGGUCGUACUACGUCUUCAACGACCUCUUCCGCCUCAACUACGGCUGA
Messenger RNA from Jaminaea rosea, 366 nucleotides. Its product is annotated as putative nuclear transport factor NTF-2. Gene Ontology annotation, cellular component: nuclear pore central transport channel. The record is from RefSeq and is a predicted model, not a curated record. The transcript is spliced from 4 exons. Gene Ontology annotation, biological process: protein import into nucleus. The coding region runs from base 1 to 366 and encodes 121 amino acids. NCBI's taxonomy places the organism in Eukaryota, Fungi, Basidiomycota, Exobasidiomycetes, Microstromatales.